AGCUCACCCGCAUGUGCGGAGCGGAGCCGGCAUCGCGCCCAGCGCCGGUGGACAGCGCGGAAACGUUCACCUAUGUGUUCAGCACAAUGAGUUGGCAUCCUGGGUGUUAGCAGCGUGAGGAGACCAGGACUGGUGCUGCCCUGCUCACCCCCUCGUCCCCUCGCUUGUUCCUCUUGGGGAGACAGGUGCUGGCAUCCCUGCCCUGCCCUUCUGCCCCUUGCCCCCCGCUUGCCAUAGAGGGGACGGGCCCGUUAUGGCUGGGGACAGGCUCCCACGGAAGGUGAUGGACCCCAAGAAGCUGGCCAGCCUCCUGAGGAAGGGGGCAGAGGGCACCUUGGUCAUCGACAGCCGCUCCUUCGUGGAGUACAACUCCUGGCACGUCCUCAGCUCUGUCAACAUCUGCUGCUCCAAGCUUGUCAAAAGGAGGCUCCAGCAGGACAAGGUCUCCAUCACAGAGCUCAUCCAGCCUGCUUCCAAGAUGAAGGUGGAGGCUGAGGAGCACCAGGAUGUGGUGGUCUAUGACCAGAGUACACGAGAUGUGACUGGUUUGGCUGCUGACAGCUUCCUCUCCAUCCUCCUGGGCAAGCUGGACAGCUGCUUCCACAGCGUCUCCAUCCUCACAGGAGGCUUUGCCACCUUCUCAUCCUGCUUCCCAGGGCUCUGCGAGGGAAAGCCAGCUGCCAUCCUGCCAAUGAGCAUCUCCCAGCCCUGCUUGCCCGUGGCCAAUGUUGGCCCCACACGCAUCCUGCCACAUCUCUACCUGGGCUCCCAGAAAGAUGUCCUGAACAAGGACUUGAUGACCCAGAAUGGGAUAAGCUAUGUCCUCAACGCCAGCAACUCCUGUCCCAAGCCAGACUUCAUCUGUGACAGUCACUUCAUGCGCAUUCCUGUCAAUGACAACUACUGUGAGAAGCUGCUUCCCUGGCUGGACAAGUCCAUAGAGUUCAUUGACAAGGCCAAGGUGUCCAGCUGCCAGGUGAUCGUGCACUGCUUGGCCGGGAUCUCCCGGUCGGCCACUAUCGCCAUUGCCUACAUCAUGAAGACCAUGGGUAUGUCAUCAGAUGAUGCUUACAGGUUUGUUAAGGACCGUCGCCCAUCCAUCUCGCCCAACUUCAACUUCCUGGGGCAGCUCCUGGAGUACGAGAGGAGCCUGAAGCUCCUCAAGGCCCUGAAGUCCAAGGGUGACCGCGGAGAGGGGGAUGCCCAGCAGGACCUGGCAGAGGCAGCUGAGGGCAGCCGGCACCCCCCACCACCACCACCACCACCACCACCUACCUCAGAGAAGGCCGAGGAGGUGCCGAGAGGUGCCGACUCAGCGUCCCCCCACAGCGACCACGGCGGGACCCCAAAGGUCCUCUCGCCCACCACCCUGCAGCAGGGGCUCCACGGGCUGCACCUCUCCUCCGAGCGCAUCCAGGACACCAACCGCCUGAAGCGCUCCUUCUCCCUGGACAUCAAGUCCGCCUACUCCCCCGGCCUGCAGCAGGAACCCCCCGGACCCCCCGGCCCUGGGGACACCCCCAAACUCUGCAAGCUGGACAGCCCUUCAGGCCCUGGCGGCCUCAGCCCCUUCGCCCCAGGAGCAGACAGCCCUGAGCGGGUGGCCGGGCCCGACCUGCUGCUGGAGGCCAAGGUGAGGCAGCGGCGGAAGCACCGGCACCCGGCGGGCUCCCCGGCACACGGGGGGCUCAGCCUCAACGUUGGCAGCGCCUGCGCCCCACGCAAGAGCCCUGGCGCCGAGGAGGGACUGCCACCCCGGCUGGGACAGCCGCCUGCCACCACUGCCACCACCACCACCAGGAGCGGGGUGCACCUGGAGUCCCCCAGCACCCCCUCCGGAGAGGCCGCUUGGUACUUCGGCACGGACUCAGGUGGUGCCGGUGGCGGCAGCGGGGCCCUGUUCGGUGGUGGAGGCCCCUACCCCCCACCCUUCGGCUGUGGCGGGGUGUCGGGGGGCUGUGAGAUCAGACUGAGGGACAAGGCGAGGGCCGAGCCGCGGGACGGGCGGCACAGCUGGCACGAGGAGGCCGGAGCCGAGAAGCAGUUCAAGAGGAGGAGCUGCCAGAUGGAGUUCGAGGAGACCAUGUCGGAGGGCAGGGCCCGGGAAGAGUUGGGCAAAAUCGGGAAACAGUCCAGCUUUUCAGGCAGCAUGGAGAUCAUCGAGGUGUCCUGACACCCACCCGCGGCGCCUGGAGA
Calypte anna (Anna's hummingbird) is the source of this 2196-nucleotide messenger RNA. It is a transcript of the gene DUSP8, whose product is annotated as dual specificity phosphatase 8. NCBI's taxonomy places the organism in Eukaryota, Metazoa, Chordata, Aves, Apodiformes, Trochilidae. The record is from RefSeq and is a predicted model, not a curated record. Gene Ontology annotation, molecular function: MAP kinase tyrosine/serine/threonine phosphatase activity; protein tyrosine/threonine phosphatase activity. The transcript has 7 exons. Gene Ontology annotation, cellular component: cytoplasm. Bases 254 to 2173 code for a protein of 639 amino acids. Gene Ontology annotation, biological process: negative regulation of MAPK cascade; protein dephosphorylation.